UUUCGUUGAGCAGAAUAGAGUAAGACCAGUCGACAUCUUUACAAAUCGAUCGUAUUACAGCACGUUAUGAUUGUAUUUUGAGCUACAAAUUUCCAAGUAAGGGCGUACUUUUCUUAUACCAGACGACGGGGGACCAGUCUGCACUUGUCCUGUUUUGAGUGAAACUUGUUUUUUUGUCCUUUUUUAAAAGAUGGGGAGUCAGUACCAGCGCUCAGUACCACUAGAGGUGAGGAGAGCGGAGGGGGAGAGAGUCCGAGCCAAACAUCCUGACAAGAUACCGAUCAUUGUGGAGAGGGCCCAGAGGUCACGAGCUCCUGAACUGGACAAGAAGAAAUACUUAGUGCCCUCAGAUCUAACAGUGGGCCAGUUGUGCUUCCUGAUCCGUCAGCGUGUGUCUUUGAGACCGGAGGAGGCACUCUUCUUCUUUGUCAACAACUCCCUUCCCCCAUCCAGCUCCCCGCUCUCUGCUGUAUAUGAGGAGCACCACGAAGAGGACCUGUUCCUCUACAUGACCUACAGUAAUGAGAGCGUGUAUGGUGCCUGAGGGAUGACAAACGACUGGAGAAAGAGAGGAGAAAAGCAAGACUUACUGAGGAGUAAAGGAUGUUUGCAACGCUUUUCAGCAUUAUUAUUCUCUAUAUUAGUUGUAUAAGUAACCACAUGGUGGAAGAAAGGAAUAGCACAUGGCAGAAGGGUUUUCUCUUUAUCAGUGUUUUGGGGUGAGCGUAAUGCAUUUUAGUACACUUCAUGUUAUGUUGAUGCCUCACUUGGUGAAAGAAGAAAGAGGAAGGGUGAAAACAAAGAAAUUAUGCAUUGUAAAAGGAAGUUGUCUUAAAUGAUUUUGAGGGGGCUCUCCUCAUCUCUCUCAGUCAUCUGUAUUUAAUGCAAAUAUUUUUUUUUUGUAAAUUAAUAUCAUAAACUUUUGUGGCACUUAAAGAUGAAAAUACAAAA
Scomber japonicus (chub mackerel) is the source of this 951-nucleotide messenger RNA. RefSeq lists its product as uncharacterized. Gene Ontology annotation, molecular function: GABA receptor binding; ubiquitin protein ligase binding. The coding region runs from base 191 to 544 and encodes 117 amino acids. Gene Ontology annotation, biological process: cellular response to nitrogen starvation; autophagy of mitochondrion; autophagosome assembly. The transcript is spliced from 5 exons. The record is from RefSeq and is a predicted model, not a curated record. Gene Ontology annotation, cellular component: autophagosome membrane; autophagosome; cytosol. Lineage: Eukaryota; Metazoa; Chordata; Actinopteri; Scombriformes; Scombridae.